UUCUUGUUUCAGAAUAUGCACAGGUUCUUUACAAAACCAGAUGAGCCACUUCUUGAUCUACAAGAGGACUUGACUGGGACUGUUAUGGGGACGGUGCUGAGAGGAAUUCUUCCCAGGAGUUACAGGAUUCAUCCUCUCCGUUCUUUGCGAUUCUCUCAAACACCAAGCAGCAGAGGAAUUACCAACGACUUCGACAAGAGACUAGCCAAUAGAUUCAGUUCUACAACUUUAUUGAUUGAGGAAGCAAGAGAACAGAGAAUACAAACCGAUGGCUCGAUCCUAGCUUUCAUAGAAGCAGCCGAAGAAGCUGGAAUCGUUAAAGCGAGAGUGUAGAGACGAAGGGAUAGGGUUGAAUUGAACUUGAAUAAGUAGCGUCUGAAGAAACAGAAUCGAUAAGGAAAAUGGCACGAAGGCGAACAUUUACUUGGCGUCGAUUGCCGCCAUUGAAGCAUCAAGCUUAAAGUUGCAAUGAUUGGAGUUGAAAUGGCAUGAAAAUCAU
Messenger RNA from Cucurbita pepo subsp. pepo (vegetable marrow), 499 nucleotides. The record is from RefSeq and is a predicted model, not a curated record. NCBI's taxonomy places the organism in Eukaryota, Viridiplantae, Streptophyta, Magnoliopsida, Cucurbitales, Cucurbitaceae.